Messenger RNA from Chironomus riparius, 2937 nucleotides. The record is from the annotation of a GenBank genome assembly. Lineage: Eukaryota; Metazoa; Arthropoda; Insecta; Diptera; Chironomidae.
AUGUCUGUUGAUGCGAAAAAGUCUAGAAAAAAGAAAUUAAAUCCUGAAAAUGAAUUAGUAAGCAAAUUUUUUAAUAAAAAACAAGAUUGCGGUGAGCCGGCAACAAAGAAGAACAAAGUUACAAACGAUGUCAAUAAUGAUGAUAGCUUAAGAUUCUUCAAGACAGCUCCCAAUUUAAGGAAAAUAGCUGAAAGCUCUGUAAAAGAUUCAGCUUGUCCAUCAAAUUCAAAAGAUAAUGUCGUUUCUGAUUUCAUCAAUAAGCCAUCAACAUCCAAACAAGCUAAAAAGGCAGCUAUAACAAAGCCAAAACGAGUUACUAAGCCUAAAAAGCCAAAAUCACAAACAGACAUAAGAAAGGCACUUAAUAAAAAAGAUGAAAUGAUUUAUCAUGCAAUAAAUGAAAGCUGUACAGCAGAUGGAGUUGAUCCAUUUGAGAUGCAAUUGGCAUUAGCUAUUUCUGAGUCUCUGAAGGAUGUCAAUAAGGAACAACAACAUAAAGACACUAAAAGCUUUGAUAAUCCGUUUAAUUCAAGUGGUAAAAUUCAGCCAAUAAACUCAGUUCUCGAGCAUUAUGGAUUUAAAAGUAAAAAAGUCUAUUCAGAAUAUGAAAUGGAAAUGCUACUGAAUAAUAAAUCCAAGAAAAGGACAAAGCAUCAAAAAUUUCCAACACUUUUAACUAACACGACUGAUGAUAAAAGGAAUGAAAUGAUUACAACAAGAAUUCAUGACAUUUUAGAUUCGUACCUUUUUGCAAACACUCAGCAAUCGGAAAAGGAAGAAAUAACUAAAAUUGAAAAGAAUAAUCCAGUAGUUUAUUGCAAUGAUUUUAUGAACGUACACGAAUUAGUUAAUACAGCAUUUAGAAGAAGCUCAGAAUGUAUGGUGCAUGCUGAUUAUUUUGUAACUGAAUUAUUUGAAAUAGCACACAACAAGCCUGGAUAUUUAUUAAAAGAUUGGAGCGAAAUUGCAGGACGAGAUGCGUCACCCGUAAAAGAAUUGAAAAGAUCAUGUGUUGAGGUUACUGGUAACCAAAAUUUUGAGCCUUCAUAUUCUGAAAUUAAGAAGAAUCCAAUACAAGUUGUGUUAAGUCCAAAUUCCAGUUGUAGUGAUAUUUUUGAAGGGAUUGAGAGCUUUACGAUGGAUCAAUUGGGCGAAACACAAAGUGAGGAGUCAUUAAAGGCUGUAAAUGAACAUCUAGAAUUAUUGCAUGAAAAGCUAUCACAAUCCAUAGUAAUGCAUCAAGAUAACGAUAAUUUAAGUGAUAAGAACAAAAUGAAAAGCGUAGAUUUAACACAGGAUGAGUCAACAAACAGCGAAUCAACACAAGAAUAUAUUUAUGAUCCACAAGACUCGGAAGAACAAGAAGAAGUGGAUCAAAUAUCAAGCAAGAAUCAAGUGUCGCAAAUAUGUAAUAAUGAUGAUAAUGAAAUUUUUGAUCUGACUCAAUGUGACAGCCUCAAAAAAGAAGACAUAAUUAAUCGUGAAAAUGAGCAGUCACAAGAAAUAAACAGCGACGCAAUACUUGAUGAAGAACAGGAAUUUUUUGACCUUACACAAUGUGAAAGUUAUAAAGCACCAAAUAUGGUUCGUAAUACGUAUAUCUCUCAGAGAACUGCACACGAUGAGGAUGAGAUAUUUGACUUUACACAACGUGAUAGUCCAAAAAGUUUAAGUAAAAGUUCGACAGUCAAUUCAUUCGAUGAAAAUGAAGUAAUUAAUAUUUCGGAUGAUGAGAUUAAUUAUUCAAUUAAUAGAUGUCAAGAAAGCAGCAGCAAUAGCAAUGAAUAUCCAUCAAAUAGUAAUCAAACACAAAAAGAGGAUGAUGAAGUCAUUGAUAUAGAUAAUCUUGCAGAACACUCAUUGAUUGACAUGAUAGCAAAGGAUGAAAAAGAUGUUCAAAUUGAAAACAGUGUAUCGGAAUUGCUGAAUAAUUUCUCUGAAAUUAAUAAGAGCUUUAAUUAUUCGAGAAAAAAUCGAUCGAUAAAAUUUAUGGAGACUGAAAAUCUUGGCGAUAGCAUAACUGACAUCAUGAGAAAGUAUGGAGUGAUUCCAGUAAAUUCGCCAAAGCAUAAAAACUUCUCGAAAAUACAUUCGGAAUCAGAUUUGGAGAGAUUUUCAUCACAGAAAUCAAUUGAACAGGAUAAUGAUGUUGAUUUGACAGUAAUUAAUGACUUUUCGUCCCAAAAUGACUCUCAAGAGGAAGAAGAUUCGGAAAAAAUAGACAUGUCAAUAAACAAGUCGCUUGCCAAUAUCCUUAAAUCGCCGAUUACCAAACAGUCUGUAAGAUUGUCGAAAGAGAAGCCAAGAAAAAGUCUCGGUAUUAUUAUGAAUGACAAAUAUGUUGUUGAUACUGAAACUCUAUUUGUUGAGCCUGACUUUGAAAAUAUGACACCGCACGAAUUAAAACUGCAACUCUUUAAAUAUGGCAUUCGUCCACUUCCAGUUAAGAAAGCCGUUCAAAUACUGACUCAUAUCUAUUAUCAAAUGCAUCCAUUAAUCCGCGUAGCUAUAGACGAAGAGAUUGACAUGAAUGAUUCUCGAAAAGACAUGAAUAUAACAGAUGUAGCUACGGAUAUUGGCAUGAAAGGCGAUGACGAUGAAUAUGUUUUUCAAUUAGAUCAAUCUGGAAUUUUUAAGGACGAGGAAUAUAUCUUGCCAAAUGUCAGAAAGUCUAAGGUUCCAUCAUGCUUGAUUCCACUCCAUAUAUCAUUUUAUAACAUGGUUCGCUCUAAUGACAAAUUGCAAAAAUACAUUCUUGAAUAUCGUCCAGUUGAAUUAGAUCAAAUUUAUAAGCAUUUUCGUAAAUUUGGUUUAACUUAUCAAACGAAUGAUAUUAUUGCAUUUUUGGAUAAACGCUGUAUAACAUUUAAAACGAAAGAGCAGUCGUGCAGCAAGAAGCACGAACGCAAGAAACAAAAGCGCACACAAAAAUCAUAA